Molecule: messenger RNA, 2454 nt
Organism: Nannospalax galili (Upper Galilee mountains blind mole rat)
Lineage: Eukaryota; Metazoa; Chordata; Mammalia; Rodentia; Spalacidae
Product: vomeronasal type-2 receptor 26
Biological process (GO): G protein-coupled receptor signaling pathway
Cellular component (GO): membrane
Molecular function (GO): G protein-coupled receptor activity
Source: RefSeq, a predicted model, not a curated record
AUGCGCCGCUUCUCAGGGCAAAAGCUGCGCGAAGGGCGGCCUUGUGACUGGGCUGCCACACCGUCUUCCUCCUGCGGAGGGACUCCCUGGGCACGCAGCAGCUAUUGCUGCCGGACUGGCUCCGAGCCUCCAUGCUGGGAAGGAAGCCUCGCCUCGCCUUGCUCUGCGGGAAGUCUUCGGAGGGUCGAGGGCAAUUGGACAGCUCCCAGAAGCAGCAGCUGCAGCUGCGACAGCCUCCAGCAGGGAUCACCACCGCCUGGCCCUCCUCAGGCUGCCCUGGUUGGGGAGACCCGGUCAGAUCUUUCUGUCUCCAUGGCCAGGCUUCUGGGGCUGUACAAGUUUCCCCAGGUCAGUUACUCAUCCACACUGCCCAGCCUCAGCGACAAGACCCAGUUCCCAUCCUUCCUUCGAACCCUGACCAGUGACCUCACAUCCUCCCAUGCAGUCACCCAGCUGAUAAUUCACUUUCAGUGGUCCUGGGUGAUCAUUCUGGCCCAGGAUGACGACUUUGGGCAGCAGGCGGGCUCUCUGGCCACGGGGGAGCUAGUCCAGGCUGGUGUGUGCAUUGAGUUCCACCUCCACGUCCCUUUCCAGCAGUCUCCCGAGAAGAUUGAAGCUAUUGUCCAAAAGGUGCAGAGAAGCACAGCCACGGUUGUCCUGGUCUUCCUGAGCAACUUGAAUUUCCAGCUCAUCCUGCCUGGCUUACUGCAGUUCCCUGUUGCAGGCCAGGUCUGGGUCAGCAAGCACGCUCUGCACGGACUCGCCCUGACCAUUCCAGGGGUUUCCCAGGUCUUGCAAGGCUCCUUUGGCCUUCUGUAUCGCAGCAGCCGGGCGCCCGGCUUCUCUGAGUUCCUGGCUGACCUCCGCCCUAGCCAGACCCCAGAAGACAUGUUUAUAGAGAGGUUCUGGGAGUUCACCUUUGACUGCACCUGGCCUCACAGGAACAGCAUGGUGCCAGAGCGGGUCCGGUUCUGCUCGGGCAAUGAAAGUCUAAGAACAAAGCAGUAUCCAUUCCAGGAAGUGAGCAAAAUCGACACUGCUUAUGCGGCUGUCUACAGCAUCGCGCAUGCGCUGCAAGACCUGAUGACUGGUGGGCACCAGGAUGGGGCAUGUACAGAUGUUGGAGACUUGCAGCCCUGGCAGCUGCUUCACGCCCUCAGGAAGGUGCACUUCAAGACUCCUGAUGGGACUGAGAUUAUGUUUGAUGCCAAUGGAGAUUUGGUGGCACAAUUUGACAUUUUCCAAGGGCAGAGGACCCAUGAGGGUGGGUUCAAAUUGGCCCACAUAGGCAUGAUUGACCCUUGGACCUCUUCAGAGAACAGAAUGGCGGUCCAUUUGAAGGAGGACAUCCAAGUGCCUACCUCCAUCUGCAGCACUAGCUGCCCUCCAGGGUUCAGCCAAAUGUCCCGGCCAGGAGCGCCCCACUGCUGCUUUGAUUGCAGUCCCUGCCCCGAGGGACAGUUUGCAGACCAAAAAGACAUGAAGAGCUGUCUCCUGUGCCCCAAGGAACAGUACUCGAGCCACAGCAGAGACCGCUGCCUGCCCAGGACAGAGAUCUUCCUGGCCUUUGAUGAACCCCUGGGACUGGUACUCACUCUCGUGGCCAUCUUCCUGGCUGGUCUGGCUGCGCUGGUCCUCGGAGUGUUCCUGAAGCACCGCGACACGCCUGUGGUGAAGGCCAACAACCGAGCCCUCAGCUACGUGCUCCUGACCUCCCUUUUCCUCUGUGCCCUCUGUCCCUUGCUCUUCCUCAGUCGACCCUCUGCCACCACCUGCCUCCUCCGCCAGACCACGUUUGCCAUGGUGUUCACCCUGGCUGUCUCCUCUGUUCUGGCCAAGACCCUCACAGUGGUCCUGGCCUUCAGGGUUACCAGGCCAGGGGACAGGGUCCAGGUGUGCCUGAGCCCCGGUGCCUCUAGCUCAGUGGUCCUGGCUGCUUCCUUAAUGCAGGUUGUUCUCUGUGGGGUCUGGCUGGCCACUUCCCCACCAUUCCCAGACAGGGAUAUGGUCUCAGAGCCCAGCCACAUUGUCAUCCAGUGCCAGGAAGGUUCUGGUACCGCCUUCUCCUGUGUGCUGGGCUACCUGGGCCUCCUGGCAGGGGGCACUUUCUCUGUGGCUUUCCUGGCCAGGGGUCUGCCAGAUGUCUACAACGAGACUAAGUACCUCACCCUCAGCAUGCUGCUCUUCUGCAGCGUCUGGAUGGCCUUCCUGCCCCUGUAGCACAGUGCCCGGGGCAAAUCCACUGUGGCUGUGGAGAUCUUCUCUAUCCUGGCCUCCACUGCCGGGCUUCUGGGUGGCAUCUUCAUCCCCAAGUGCUACCUCAUCUUGCUGAAGCCUAAGCGGAACACACCUGCCCAGGUCAGGUGAGGACACCAAACUCAGUGGGGAAGGCAGAAUGAGGUGAUCUGGAACAGGUGUCACCCUGGGUCUGUAGCACAAAACCCACUGAUCUAG